AUGGCCGAAAAGAUCAAACAGCUUGUCAAGAUCUCCGACCACCGAUCUUUCGAGAUCGGAUUGUUGCUGGCCAACAGGUCCCGCGUGAUGGGGGUGCGGCCCGUUGUGGCGCAUGACAGUUGGAUGUACAUGGUGAAGCUCGGCAUCGGGACCCCGCCGACGUUCACCAACUUGGAGUUUGACACUGGGAGCAGCUUAUCAUUCAUUCUUGUUAGGUUCAUGGAUGGCACCAAAACCAAAGGGUUUCUAGUGGUAGAUCGCUUCACGUUCGCAUCCAAUCUCGGCAAUCGUUUGGAGGCAGUCGACAACGUGGUCUUCGGUUGCUCCAAAGAUACCAGCCCGGACAUGUACCACCAUGGCACGGUAGUUAGCGGGAUCAUCGGCAUGGGCACCGGCGCACGAUCCUUCCUGAUGCAGCUCAGAGGCCAAGCAAAGAGCCGCUUCUCGUACUGCCUAGUCCCUCCGGAACGCACUGCCCAGAGCUACCUUCGAUUCGGCACCGACAUCGAACAUAUACGACAUGCACAAACCACACCUCUCCUAUCACAUCACGGCAGCGAUGAGUAUUAUCUUGACCUUAAGGAUCUCAGCGUUGAAGGUCGAUUACUUCAUCUGCCAUCAGAUACUUUCAAGAUGAACCCUGACGGAACAGGCGGUUGCGUCAUGGACACGGGUACAUGGAUCAAUUUCAUGGUUGAAAGUGCGCUCAACGCUUUGGUUCGUUCUUUGGAGGAGCAUUUUCAAAGGCAUAACCUUAGAAAGGUUGAGGAUCCAUAUAAAGCAGAUUUUAAACUGUGCUACGAAAAGCCGAGGGGAUUCUCAUCUUAUCUGGCCAUCGGGUUUCACCUCCGAGGGGCCGUUCUUCGGCCGAGGCCCAAGAGCUUCUUCUUCAUCAACAAGAAUUCAUUCUGCUUGUCUAUGAAGGAAGAUCAGCAUACGUUGAUCGGGGCUGCUCUGCAGCAAAACCGGCGGAUGGUGUUUGACAUUCGAAAGCGCCGGCUAACAUUUGCCGAAGAGAAUUGUGCUCGCGAUUGA
Ananas comosus (pineapple) is the source of this 1035-nucleotide messenger RNA. Its product is annotated as aspartic proteinase nepenthesin-2-like. The coding region runs from base 1 to 1035 and encodes 344 amino acids. The transcript is spliced from 2 exons. The record is from RefSeq and is a predicted model, not a curated record. NCBI's taxonomy places the organism in Eukaryota, Viridiplantae, Streptophyta, Magnoliopsida, Poales, Bromeliaceae. Gene Ontology annotation, cellular component: extracellular region.